Molecule: messenger RNA, 945 nt
Organism: Cuscuta campestris
Lineage: Eukaryota; Viridiplantae; Streptophyta; Magnoliopsida; Solanales; Convolvulaceae
Source: the annotation of a GenBank genome assembly
CACCCUCCGUUGGCUAGAGAGGGAUGGGUGAUUACAAAAUUUGAAGGGACUGUAACUGCUAAAUCCCACUAGGAUUCAAAUCAAUUUGGAUGUUUCGUUAGAAUCAGUGCAGGAACCAAAAGGGAGAUGUCUACUAUUUGCAUCCCAGUAGGAAGGAAAUCAGAAGGAAUAAGGCUUUUUGUAAAAGCAUUGAAUGAAGCCUUAAAACCUCAAGAAGGGAUUGUUUCUGCUGGAAAGAAACUCGUUUCUCCUUGGAGAGCAGAAGCUUCAGCUUCUCUAGACCUGUCAGACCAGAUAAUUCGGGUGGAGAGUGUAGAGGAAGAACAAUUGAGGUUUACUUCCAUAUCCUCAAAGCUACUGGAACAAGAUGUUACACAUGGUUCUAUAAUGCAUAGCCUCACAGAAAAUGGGUUAAAUGAUGGGUCAGUUGAGAAUAAGGAACCUGAAGAUGAAGAAAAGAAGAUCCAAAUGUUAUUUCAACCAGCUUUCGAUGCCUAUUUCGAAACAAUCUUCAGGGCAGUGGAAAGACAGGUUCUUGAGGCUUUGGCGAGGACAACACUACUGGAUAAACUGAAAAUGGGACUUCUUCAAAACAUGUCGGGUAAGACUCUAAGAGCAACACGGGAGACGGUGAAAAGCAUGGAAAAAGUGACCCUUGUUCAAUUUGAAGAUUCCAAAUACCCAGCGUUCAUUUCUUGUUCCAAAGUUGAUGAAAGCCUUGUGGCGGAGUUUCUAACAGGGGAACAGGUUGAAGAGUCACAAGCUACAACUCGUUAACGCUUAAUCUUAUGUUUUAAUGCUUCCAGGAUAACAAAACAAGAAGUCCUUGGUAUUUGAUUUAGUUUCAUUUAAUGCUUGUUGUCUUAAGUAUCUCAAGGGAGGGCCAAAUGGAGCUGUGUUAAUCUUGGUCCACUCCAAGGGUUCAAAGAAAUGGGUUUUCAAGGU